Messenger RNA from Stylonychia lemnae, 1251 nucleotides. The record is from the annotation of a GenBank genome assembly. NCBI's taxonomy places the organism in Eukaryota, Ciliophora, Spirotrichea, Sporadotrichida, Oxytrichidae.
AUGAACUUAACUGAAUUACUCAAAACAGUAUGCAAGAGAUUCGGCUACAAGGAUAACUACAAGAACGCUAAACUCUACAAUAAGAAUGGAAUUCAACUGUUCCAAGAUGAUCUCAUGCUUAUUGGAGGAGGAGAUGUCCUUUAUCUAGCACUAAAGGGCGAGGAUUUUAGUUACAGCGCGAUUCUAGAUGAUUAUUAAAUUGUGAGAGAAUUAGGAGUUGGAGGUUUUGGCAAGGUCAUGCUAGUAUCAUCUGCAAGCACAAUAUAGGAGAUAUACAGAGAAGCAGAAUCAUUAAAAAAGCUCAACCAUAAGAAUAUCAUUGCAUUAUACCACGCAUUUUUGGAAGGGAAGCAAUUGUGCAUGAUCAUGGAAUAUGCUGCAGGUGGUGAAUUAUACAAGUAUGUCGAGGAUAAGACUAGAAUAGGUGAAAUCGAGUCUCGCAGAAUUAUUUAGCAGAUUAUCAAUGCUAUGUCAUAUUGCCAUAAUAGAGGAAUCGUUCAUCGUGAUUUAAAAUUAGAAAAUGUAUUAUUCAAGCAAGAAGGAGAUCUUCUCGUGAAAGUUGUCGAUUUUGGUAUUGCUGGAGUAUGCGCUGGUGCAAAAAAAGAUAAAGUUGAUGCUGGUUCUAUCGCUUACAUGCCUCCAGAGACAUUUAAGAGCUAGGCUUAAACAUCUCCUGCUAUUGAUGUAUGGGCUAUAGGAGUGAUGCUGUAUGCAAUGCUAUAUGGACAUUUACCCUUUUGGGGGGAUAGUGAAGAAGAGUUCAUUGAUAAAAUCAUAAAUGCACCUCUGAGGUUCGAUGCAGAUGUACCUGUUACUCCUGAAUGCAGAGAGAUGAUUAGAGGUAUGCUAUAAAAAGAUCCUGAAAAAAGACUGUAGCUCAUCGAUGUGAUGAACCUCAACUACUACAUCCUUGACGAUGAGGAUUUAGAAGAAAAUAUUCAAAAGGCCUAUGCUCAUGUUGAGGAACUAAAGGUUAAAGAAGAGGAGAAGGCAGAGAAGCAAUGGGAAUCAGAUAUUUUAUCUGGUCUACAUUUAAAUCAUAAUUCCUCAAGCGGAACAGGUUCUAAUAAAUCAAACAGCAAGACUCCUGGGAGCAAAGUAUCUGGUGCCGGGAGCGGAAUAAAAGAUUUCAAUAAAACACCAAUAAGCAAUAAAAGCGCACAAGGAACGUCCUUUGGAAGCUCAAUAAAGAAUAAGAAGGCAAGUCAGCCAAUGCCUUCUAAGGGGGCAAAUGAUAUUAAAAGGAAGUGA